Molecule: messenger RNA, 1459 nt
Organism: Arabidopsis lyrata subsp. lyrata
Lineage: Eukaryota; Viridiplantae; Streptophyta; Magnoliopsida; Brassicales; Brassicaceae
Product: GDSL esterase/lipase At1g33811
Exons: 6
Coding region: 200-1237 (345 amino acids)
Molecular function (GO): hydrolase activity, acting on ester bonds
Source: RefSeq, a predicted model, not a curated record
UAUGUUUUUUUUUUUUGAUAUAACUGUAAAUAUCAUUAGAAAAUGAAAAGCUUAGGGUUUAUACAAGAUAAGACCUAUAGAAUUUGAAACCUUGCCAAAAAAGAAAACCUUGCCAAAAAAGAAUAAAAACAAGGCAUCAAUCAAAUUUGAAAACACAAGAGUGAGAUCAUCUAAUCCAAAGUUGCAUUAAGUUUCCAAAAUGCUUCCUUUGUCUUCUAGCCGAGAUAAUGUUUCUGAUCUCUCUAUCAAUCAUCUUGAAAGUGGUGUGGUGAGGUUGCUUUCGCUUGCGAGGGCUAAUUACCGACCUUAUGGCAUUGACUUUCCCCAAGGUACAACGGGACGGUUCACCAACGGUCGCACCUACGUUGAUGCACUAGCUCAAAUUCUUGGAUUUCGGGCUUACAUUGCACCAUAUUCCAGGAUUCGUGGCCAGGCUAUACUUAGAGGUGCGAAUUUCGCAUCUGGUGCAGCUGGCAUUAGAGAUGAGACCGGUGACAACUUGGGUGCACAUACUUCUAUGAACCAGCAGGUAGAGCUGUACACGAGCGCGGUUCAACAGAUGCUUCGAUACUUCAGAGGAGACACAAAUGAGCUGCAAAGAUACUUAAGCCGUUGUAUCUUUUAUUCGGGAAUGGGAAGUAACGAUUAUCUCAACAAUUACUUCAUGCCUGACUUCUACUCAACCAGUACCAAUUUCAAUGACAAAACCUUUGCAGAGUCUCUCAUAAAGAACUACACGCAACAGCUCACGCGGUUGUACCAAUUUGGAGCUCGGAAAGUGAUUGUGACUGGAGUGGGACAGAUCGGUUGCAUACCUUACCAGCUCGCCCGCUACAAUAACCGUAACAAUAGUACUGGCAGAUGCAACGACAAGAUUAACAACGCAAUUGUGGUGUUCAACUCUCAAGUCAAGAAACUAGUGGACCGUUUCAACAAAGGUCAGUUGAAGGGAGCAAAGUUCGUUUACCUUGAUUCCUACAAGAGUACCUAUGAUCUAGCUGUCAAUGGAGCUACUUACGGAUUUGAGGUUGUGGACAAAGGUUGUUGUGGGGUGGGGAGGAACAAUGGUCAGAUCACGUGUCUGCCGCUGCAGACCCCGUGCCCUGACCGAACCAAGUAUCUCUUUUGGGAUGCGUUUCAUCCGACAGAGACUGCUAACAUAUUGCUGGCGAAAUCUAAUUUUUACUCCCGAGCUUACACUUACCCCAUCAACAUUCAAGAACUAGCCAAUAUUUGAAGAAAUAAGAUCUUGAUCUUCCAUAUGAGUGCAUUUAAGGCUUUUUAUAAAGUGUUUCUCUUCCUAUGUAUUAACUAAUGUUUCUUUGAAAUAACUAAUGUUUCUUUGUUUCUGUAUUGUUCCUCUACUUAACUCUCAACUAUGAGAGAAACAUAUGACACAAGUGCUCACUUUGAUACCAAACCUGACAAAAGCCAAAGUUAAUAGAAUUGAUUCUAUGAA